Messenger RNA from Doryrhamphus excisus (bluestripe pipefish), 1239 nucleotides. NCBI's taxonomy places the organism in Eukaryota, Metazoa, Chordata, Actinopteri, Syngnathiformes, Syngnathidae. The record is from RefSeq and is a predicted model, not a curated record.
UGGAGGAGGAACCUCAGAAAGUCCGGCAUUCGUCCAGGAAGGCGAAUUGAUCCGGGUGGACCCCAUGACCGACACCAGCUCCCUUAUUAGUGCCGCGGCCUCCGGAAAGCUGCGCCUGGUGCGCCUGCUUGUGGAAGGUGGGGCACAAGUGGAUGGAUGCGACUCCAGGGAGGAGACGGCCCUGCUGGCCACUUGUAAAGCCCUACGAGGAGAACCUCCUGGACCUGAAGCCAUGAAGAUCAUCACCUACCUGCUCCAGAACAGGGCUGAUCCAAAUGCAAGGGACCAGGAGGGGCGGACCGCGUUGAUGUACGCCUGCAUGGAGAGAGCCAGAGCUCAGGUGGCGUCCCUUCUGCUGUCUGCAGGGGCUGAUCCCAGCAUGGUGGACCAUUCGGGAGCUUCGGCCCUUGUCUAUGCCGUCAACACACAAGAUGAGCCCACGCUGAAGGUAUUAAUGGAUGCCUGCAGGGCCAAAGGACGUGAAAUCAUCAUCAUUGCCACAGAAGUAAGCAGUGGGGCUGAGUGUCCAAGCUACCCGGACAUCCUCUCACCCCUUGACACAUCUUCUUCUGUGUCCUGCAUGUCCCCGUCCGACAUUGUCCUCAAGAUGGGCUCUCCCAACUCCUCUGAGAGUGAGAACAUCUUCAGCUUCAAAGGAACAGUCUUACCAUUUGAUUGGCUGGGAAGCAUCAUCAAGCCGCCCUCCGGUGGCCUCCGGUGGCCUCCGGUGGCCUCCACCCAGGCAGGGAAUGAUGUUCUCCGAGCCGUGGCUGAACAUUCCCAAUCUGGACCGUCUCACCAAAGCUUACGAGGAAGGCCUGAAGUGGAGGAACCUGCACAAGGAGAGAGGCGGAGAGGAUGUACAUCACUCCCAAAGCCGCAGGAACACUCUACCCUCUGACAAGCCUCUGCUUCCCCUCCCGCCCUUGGUGAACAAAUCAAGCACUCCCCUCCAAGUCUCCAAAAGUCCGCCCUGGUCAUCUUCAUGCAGGACAUCAGGAAGGAGACCCUCGCUCCCGCCGCUCCCCAUCAUCAUGGCGCCUCUUGUUUCUUGGAGGAACAGGAACGUACCACGACGCCACUCCGUGCAGCUUGAACACAUUUGAGGAGAAUUUAGGACUAUUUUUGACAAGGUGCAUAUUUUUGUUGUUUUUUUUUAGGUUGUAGAUAUACUUUAUUGAUGCCAUAAAUUCAUACAUGUCUACACAUAUACUACAUAUUGAACUUCUUGAAGUUGAU